AAAGUAUUCGCGAUUAUUUUGUGUGUCGUGUGGACGCGGAUAGUUGUUUGAGUAUCCUAGCAACGGAUGUAUGAAAACACCAGUUUAUGAAUCGGAAAGCGCAAACAGAGUAAAAAGGAAACUGUAGCGAACGCAAGCUGGAAGUGAUACGAGAACAGGAUGAAGUUUAAAAUAUAUCUUGCAAAAGAUGCCAAGUUAAGUGAAUCCAUAUGUGUUCUAGGCUGGAACAACAAUGAAAACGUUUUCAGCUGCGGUAACGAUCAACAAAUGUAUAAAUGGACCUCUACAAACAGGGAGUUCAUGCAGGUGGCUAAGUUACCCGAUGGAUUUGUUCCAAGUGACCUUCACUGGCUUGUCUCUAAAAGCGGCAAUUUAAGUUCGAGUGGCAGUACUGGAGCAACCGGAGGAAAAGCUGCCGAAUGCCUUCUACUAGCCGGCACUGAAGGAAGUUUUGUAAUACUGAACAAAAGUGUCCGCAUCGAUCGAAACGUGGUGGCCCAUUCAGGGACAAUCUCUUCGUCCCGCUGGAGCCCCGAUGGUAGCGGUUUAUUAACUGCAGGUGAAGAUGGCAUCAUUAAAAUUUGGUCUCGUUCCGGCAUGCUAAGAUCAACCGUUGUGCAGAAUGAAGGACCAAUACGAUGUGCCAGAUGGGCUCCAUCUGCUUCAGCCAUCGCGUAUUGCCAAGGAACGUUUGUUUCCAUCAAGCCUUUGGCUGCAAAUAGCAAAAUGGUCAAAUGGAGAGCACACGAUGGAAUGGUUCUUUGUUUGUCGUGGUCAAACAAUACAGGCAUGAUUGCGACAGGAGGCGAAGAUUGUCGAUACAAGAUCUGGGAUACUCAAGGCACCAACAUCUACACCAGCGUGGCGGACGAUUUCGCCAUCACCUCGGUGGAAUUUUGUCCAGAAGGCGAACUACUGGCUGUGGGAGGCUUCAAUAUGAUAAAAUUAUGUCAUUUUACUGGGUGGAGCCACAGCAUCGUGCGAUUCAAUCAACAAGUGAUCGGAUCGCUUUUCAACAUCGUUUGGGCUUCUGACGGAACACAAAUAGCGGCAGCGACUAGCACUGGAGUUCUGCUCUUUGGCCAUAUCAUUGAACGCGAAUUGCGCAAUCGUAACCUAAAGGCUUUGACCAUAGGCCGCAAGACCAUUGUGCUGCAAGAUAUAAAUUGCCGCACUAGCGACACGCUGGAUUUUCCCGAGCGUAUAAUAAAAUGGGAGCUUGGAUAUGGGCACUUGGUUGUAGCUACUAUCCAUCAGAUUCACAUUUUUAACGAGCACUACAUCAACACUCCGAUUAUCAUAGAUGGCCGUAGUGAUAUUCGCCUUAUCAAGCUGGGAAGAAAAAACUUUCUCGCGGUAGACCAUGCUUCUAUCUGGAUCUAUACAUAUUCAGGACGAUUGCAUCUUAAUCCACGGUACGCUGGUUCGCAGACGCAGGUAGCACAACUUAACCCUCGCUGCAUUUCGCUUGGCAUAGAUUGUCUUGCAGUGCGAGAUCAUUCCGAUCAGUCCAUUGUCCAUGUGUUUGAUCUGUUGCCCAGUGCAACCCGACAAGAAGAGCCAUACAGUAUACACUCAAAGGCGAUCGUGGUAGAAGUAGCUGUCUGUCGGUUUGGAAAUCCUCAUGAUCAAUACCUGGUAUACCUGGAUGCAAACCAGGACUUGUACAUUACGAGCGUGCAUGAUGGUUCUGAGUUCAUAACCCACAAGAUCGGAACUCAGGUUACUAGUGUGAUGUGGUCGAGUGAUACAAACAUACUAGUGGGACUGCACGAUCUCAGCUACACCGUGUGGUACUGUCCUGGGGAAGCGUGUGCCGAUCCGACUCUCAUCGCUCUAACAACAUUCACAUACGAUACCAGCGAGAUCGGGAAGAACAUUGCGCUUGAAAACUUUGAAGGAGCAAAUGUGUCAUUUCGCAGUUCUGGUGCUAUCUUUACAGUAUCGGUGAAAACCUACUGUGUAAUACUGCAUAAGUUGUUCGCUGAAAAUCAGUGGGAAAAAGCUAUUAAACUUUGCCGCUUGGCACAAAGUCAGCUACUAUGGGCUACGCUGGCGGCGAUGGCAUCUAAGCGUAACCAGCUUGAUAUUAGUGAAGAGGCAUUUUGCGCUUCUUUGCAAAUUGAUAAAGUCUAUCACCUGGGAUACAUCAAAUCAAUGUCUCCCUCGAGUCCAAAACAUAUGGCUGAAAAUUCCAUUAUGAAUGGACGUAUCCAGGAAGCAGAAACUAUUUUGCUGCACAACAAGCGUCCGCAGGAGACCAUUAGGCUUUGCAUCCGAGUUCACCGUUGGAGAGAGGCCUUAGAUUUGGCCUUGAAACAUGGAAUCGAUGUAGAUUUUGUACUAUCGCAACGCAAAAAACAUUUGCAGGCUUUGGAGCGCGAAGAAAAUGAUCCACAGUUUCUGCAACAAAAAAAAACACCAUAGCUAGGGCGUCGAAUUCUUUGGUCACUUAGAUAUUGUUUAAUAAUGUUUUUGUAUUGUUUCGUAAUAACUUGAUUAAACUAGAUUACUAUUGGUAUAAUUUUCAUAUUAACGAAAUUCACAUAACCAGACAUCGCCAGAAAUGGUAUUUGAAUGGAUGCUGAAAAGUAAUGACUUUUACUUUAUAUUAUUU
This is a messenger RNA of Anopheles aquasalis, 2617 nucleotides long. RefSeq names its product intraflagellar transport protein Oseg5 (gene Oseg5). The record is from RefSeq and is a predicted model, not a curated record. NCBI's taxonomy places the organism in Eukaryota, Metazoa, Arthropoda, Insecta, Diptera, Culicidae. Gene Ontology annotation, molecular function: protein binding. Gene Ontology annotation, cellular component: cilium; intraciliary transport particle B. Gene Ontology annotation, biological process: cilium assembly.